AGCGCACAGUGGCACUAUUGAUGUUAUCUCGGCAAUUAUUAUGGUGCUGGAUUAUGUGUCUGUCAUUUUUUCUGUAUAUUCUACCACGAAAUCAAAAAGUAAAAACGAAACGAAAUCAGCUUAAUUUCACGCAACAUUCGCAGUGUCAGUGAAAAUUAAUCCUUCACUACUAAAUCACCGCAAACUGCAAAUCUACACUGUACCUAUACUUAGCAUCGAAAACAAGGGAAAGAUGCCUCUCUAUUCGAAGAAUGGUAAGCGCAUGGGCGCGGCCAGAACGGCGAAAUUUUACCCCGACGGAGUAACGCCGAAGACCCAGUGCCCGCUCUUGAGCGAGGCGCGCCUCUCUCCCUGCCACCCCAUGAACGAUUCGCCCAACAUUGACUACUUCGAGGGACGGCCCAAGCAGCCGGAGCCGCAGAUUCUCGUGGCUGAUGACCUGGGUUUGCUGAAGACCAUCAGCACCACGGAGAUCAAGAAAAAGGAGAUUCAGCAGGUGUUUGGCGAAACGCGCAAGGGGAACAAAAAUCAGGGAAUUUCGGUUCUCGAGUGGCUGCCGGGGCACAAAGGGGUGGUGGUUGGGAGGACAAGUGGCGUGGUGGAGGUCUUCAAGUACCUCCCACCGGUGGUCGUCGCGAAAAAGAAAUCGUACCGGCAGGUAGUGAAAAGUAGUAUUGAUGGUAGAUCUUCUGUGGCAUCCUCGAAGACGAAGCAAGGAGCGCCAUCUUCAUCGAGUAAAAACGCGUCGAGUUCUACUUCAAAGAGACCUGCAAAAGCCGAUGUAGUGGAGAUGGCCAGUGACGAUGAGGACGACAGUGAGGACGAAGAAGGCGAAACAACUCUGAAGAAUGACAAGUUCUCAGAGGACGAGGAGCAGAGUGACGAAAAAAAACCGGCGAAAAACAGCGAAGAUAGCACGAAUAAACCGAAAGAAGAGGAGCCGCAGGGGAAAUUCGUCACAACGCCUGUCUUCAGUUUCGACUUAAAGCUCGCGCUGCACCCAAAGGACCCGACGAAGAAUGAGAAACUGAUCUUCGCAACUGGGUGCUGUUUCGAGAAGAAAGAGCAGAUGAGCAAGCAGGAAGGAGCUACCACUAGCACAACAGUACAGCUACGAGAAGAAGAACAAGACCAUGCUGAACCGACGAAGCUUCUCGUUUUGUCCUCUCUGGGUAACGUGUGGAUGCUGGACCUCGACAUGGGUACUCUUCUGGCCGCCGCGGUGGAGGAAGAUCAAGAUGGUGACGACGCUACUACGAGCAAGAAGAAAUACAAUUACAAAAAAGCCGAAUCCCCCUCCUCGAAGAAAUUGUCCACCGGCGCGUCCGGUGCAACACCAGCAUCAGAAGAACUACUGCACUUGAAACCCACCUUCACCUUACCCGGGACCUUUAUUCAGCCGCUGGACAAGAAGUGGGCGACCUCGAUCAAGCCGCGGCCGUGCGUGAAGGCCGCGUCCUUCCGGGAAGACGUAGAGCAGUUGGCGUACUGCGGGGUAGAUAACGAUGUCCGGGUGUUCGACGUGCGGGAGCGGAAAUUGGUGUGGAAGGCGAAAAACCUGCCGAACGAUAAAUUGGAUCUCCAGGUCCCAAUCCGCUACUCGAGGAUACACUGGGCGACUGAGGUAUAAAAUCAGGAAUGCUUUCGCUUUUUGUACAGAAAAAAAAAAAGAAUUAUGCACGAUGCAUGACAAUGCAGGAGCAGGAAGAUCAAGAUGACCAAUAGUACCAUUUGCAAUCCUCGAGCACGUCAAGAACGUUGUAUUUGCAGAUUCCCAGCAACACUGAUAGCUUGUGACUUCACAAAAAGAAAAAAUCCUAUAUGCCCAGGCCCUCGACUGCGACACCGCGUUGGUGUGCUGCACGAUGGACGGCAAAAUCCGGGUUUUCGACAUGAAAGCGAAGCAACUGCGCGCCCUGUUUGACCUCCCCGUCGUGUACAAGCGGGAACGAUCCAUCGGGCACGCGGGCGCCGCGGGGAAGGAGGAGAGACCGAUUACCGCGUCGGUGUUGACCGACAACGGAAUUCUGGCUGUGGGCGACACGGUCGGGAAUCUCGAUAUUUUUGACUUGACCAAAACGAAACCGUAUUUGACGGGAACGCCGGACUCCUUGCUUUUUCAGAACAAAAUGGUCAAGGACAUCCCCAAAAUCGCCUCCAUCGCCCAUCACGAGUACGUCUGGAAGGGGCAGAUCAUCAAGUACCUCGGUGCGUGUGCCCCCGAGGGAUCCGCGAUUCGAUCGCUGUGCUUCAUCCCGCAGACAAAGCAACUCGCGAGCGUCGGGCUGGGCCGGUUCGCGACCGUCCACAAGGCUUUGGAGUCGGAUAAACGACGGGAACAGGAUAAAAAGACGUACAUGAAACAAAAACUUACCGCAGUCGUGGCGUUACCCCCGGUGGAUCUGAGCAAGGUGAAAGUGGAAGGGGAAGGAGAAGCGGAGACGCAGAAAACGGAUAAUUCGAAAGCAAGAACUACACCCGCGUCGUCUUCAAAAAACACGGCGGCAACUACCACAGCCGAUGCAGAUGAACCUGGUUCAGACGGCGCGGAGGAGGAAGAGGAAGAAGGCCUGUUGAGCGAUGACGAUAUUGUGUCUGAACUCAGCUACGGCAGCUACGUACAGGAGUUUGACGACGAUGACGAAAGUUCAGAGGAGGUUGCCCCUCCGCCGAAGAAGAGGAGAAAUAGGGGGAGAAAGUGAAUUAGUAUGAAAUCAGGAUGAUACAUAGGUCGGUUUCCAAGCCCCUGUUGAGCAUGCAGUAGGAACUUGUAAAGCUUGUUUGGGAACGAGAUAUCAUCUUUCUACACUAGUACAUGCUACAUGACAUUGACACGCAUCGCCAUAGAAUUGCGCACAGCCACUUUUUCAUAUAUUUAGAAUAGAGAUCUCUAGCAGAACGUCACACAUUGAAAGCGAAUUUUAGUUGUUCCAUAUUGAUAUUGCUGGACAGGCCCUGGCGCUGGCGCUCAUGGUACUUCUCGUCCAAAUUAUCCCCCUCUUUGGUCUUUCG
Amoebophrya sp. A120 is the source of this 3012-nucleotide messenger RNA. NCBI's taxonomy places the organism in Eukaryota, Dinophyceae, Syndiniales, Amoebophryaceae. The record is from the annotation of a GenBank genome assembly.